AUGCUACCAACCGCUAGGUGGCGCUCUAAAGCAGUGAUCGUGUUAGUGUUGAUGUUGGGUGUUAAUUUAAUAUUUUACCAGUAUAACGAUGAGAUAAAACAGCACAUUAGGAUCUGGAGGUUAAACGAAACAAGCAAUACCAGCAAUACCAUAAAGCCACUAGGGACAGUACGUCUACCACCCGGACAUUUAGGAAGUCCAGUGCAGUGGAGUUCGUCUGACAAAGAGAUUGCUGCAUUUGUACAAGAAAGCAUCAAGCAAUAUGGCUUCAAUGAGUAUGCGGCGGCUCUCAUGUCUACGAGACGAUCGCUACCAGAUUUACGUCCCUUGGAAUGUGUCACCAGUCGACGAAAGAUCCUUACGCUCCCGAAGACAUCCAUAGUGAUUGUGUUCUACAACGAACCAUGGACCGUCCUUUUGCGAACGGUUCAUUCUGUGCUAAACAACACUCCCGCACAUCUGCUCGAUGAGGUACUGCUCGUUGACGAUCGUUCCCAUCUACCUUUUUUAAAAGCCCAACUCGAAGAGUAUUUCAGAACGUACGACAAGGUCCGCAUAGUACGUGCUCCCGAACGGCUGGGAUUGAUCAGGGCACGAAUGUUUGGGAGCAGAAACACUACCUCGGCGGUGCUCACGUUUCUCGAUGCACACGUAGAAUGUACAACGGGAUGGUUGGAGCCGUUACUGGAGCAAAUUUUGGAAAACGGACAAACAAUAGCCGUUCCACUGAUAGACCGCAUCGACGACACCGACAUGCAUCUGGUCGCUAACGUGUCGACCGAUUUGUUUGGAGCAUUCGAGUGGGAUCUUAACUUUGGCUGGUGGCAUCGUUCGACAUUUCCGCAAAGAUGCACACAGCGCCCUAGCGAACCAUUUGAAGUUCCAGCAAUGGCGGGCGGGAUCUUUGCAAUUGCUAGAGCCUUUUUCCACCGUCUUGGAUGGUACGACGAGCAGUUCCGCCUGUACGGAAUGGAGAAUGCGGAGCUGUCGAUUAAAUGUUGGCUGUGUGGAGGAAGAAUACUAACCGUGCCUUGUUCGCAUGUGGCACACAUCCGCAAGAGUGCGCAUCCGUACAUAGACGAUGGCCAUCAGAAUGUAACCUUCGUGAACUCCAUCCGGCUGGCGGAGGUUUGGAUGGACGAGUACAAGCGGGUCGUGUUUGAUGUGAAUGGCAUUCCGGGCUAUGCAGAUGAUUUGUUUGGGUCCGUCGCCGAGCGUAAGGCAUUCCGAGCGGGUGCCGGUUGUAAAGCGUUCCGCUACUAUCUGAAACGUGCCUACCCGGAAAUGCCUUCACCAAACGUUGCGGGGCAGUUUCGGGGUGAGGUACAUAAUGCCGCGUUCGGGAAAGGAACAUGCUUGACGGUAGGAUCAUCACCAUCAUCACCCGCCCUCUACAUGGCACCUUGUGACAAGCGCAACCAAACCCAGUACUGGGCACACAAUUUUUACCGAGAACUCAACAGUUACAAGCGUUGCAUUGAUGCUGGUUCGGCUGGGACAAACCCUACGCUGGCUGCCUGUCAUCGUAUGCGUGGUGCUCAAUCCUGGAGCUACGAUGCGAAACGUCAACAGAUUAGAAGCCUCGUGCGGGAAGUGUGUCUAGCUGUUGACACCGACAGCUAUAGCGGGGUUGUGAGGCUCGAACCGUGUGAUGAUCGCAAACAGAUCCAACGGUGGUAUGUGACGUUGGUGGAGUACAAUUUCUGGAAACUGCCUCAAUAA
Molecule: messenger RNA, 1722 nt
Organism: Anopheles moucheti
Lineage: Eukaryota; Metazoa; Arthropoda; Insecta; Diptera; Culicidae
Product: putative polypeptide N-acetylgalactosaminyltransferase 9
Exons: 3
Coding region: 1-1722 (573 amino acids)
Cellular component (GO): Golgi apparatus
Source: RefSeq, a predicted model, not a curated record